Molecule: messenger RNA, 4399 nt
Organism: Drosophila suzukii
Lineage: Eukaryota; Metazoa; Arthropoda; Insecta; Diptera; Drosophilidae
Source: RefSeq, a predicted model, not a curated record
CCAGAGCAAAAGGUUCUGGGCAAACUUAAGCUGAGAAAUUGUGUCGAGCAUUCAAGCGAUUUAUCCGGUUUUAGAUGAAAAGCAUUGAACAUUUAAAUCACGGUUAUCUACUGAUUUUACAAAACCACGAUUAAUAAUCAUCCUCAAAAGUUAAUUGACCAGCAAAAUCGCAUUAAUUGCUAAAACGCAUAGCAAAAAUUUAACAGUGUGGUGAAUAAAUAAAGCGUUUAAGAGCAAUAAAUGCUUUUGAUUAAAAACAUAAAAUGGUUAUCAGGCUUAGUAAAAUGAAGCCAAGCUUUGGUGUCAACAACACUUUAAUUGAAACACAUAAUAACAUAAUAUAACAAUAUUCUUUUAGAAACAGUGAUGGCUUAAGAUUUAUUACUAUCAAUUUAAGUGUAGACCAAAAAACCUAUUUAUUUGCCAAGGAUAAAAAUAAAAAUAUUGAGCGAAAAUCGGAUACUGAUACUACUACCAAGGGAUUUUAAAAUCGCGCUAUACCACCAACUGUGAAUAAUAAAAACAUAUUUUUACGGGCAUAAAUCAAUCUUAAAAGAUAUCACCUUCGGAAUAUUUUAAGACAUGGAUUUUUAAAAUUGAAAAUUCACACUUAUAUUGGUUUUGGAAUUGGAAAGGUUUACUCUCAAGAAUUCCGACUUAUCGAAUUUACCAAAAUAUAUGUUGAACUCCGAAUAGAACCCGUUGCUGCUGUGGACUAACAAUUCGUAGCCGGAAGUAAAAAAACUUUUUGCUAAGAAGCAAGGAGUUAUACAUGUAACUUAGGGGAAGUUCGCAAUAAAAGCGGCUACUGCUUAAAGACAUACUGGAACAUCGGUGACUCCCAGUAACAACAUAGUUUAAUACAAAAUUUGUAAGAAUACCAGUGAAUUAAUAGUAUUUAUACCUGCGAAUUUAUGAUGGAGUCUCGCCCGGAGUGGAGGAUACACCGCUUUAACUACCGAACCCUUCAUCUUCGUGUAGUUUUCUUUGUCUGGGCCUUAAUAUGGACCCAGUACCUAAACUGUGUCUUCUGUGGUGAAAAAUUGGCUUUGUUAUCGGCUACUUUGCGCACAUAUCAGAAAGCGGCUUGUUAUUCGGAUCAAGUGGUUAUAGGCUGCCCCCGCGGUACCAGCAUUUCAAUCGAGUUUGCCCAAUACAACAACUUCGUGGCAAAGGAUGGGUUCAGCAUCGAAGAACUAUGUCCUGGGUCUGGGAAAGCAAGACCUGAAAUACGGAGUAGGACAAAGCACCUUCUUCGUGGGUCCAUCUUUGGUACACCCUCACUGAAGAUACCAUCUAACAGAUUUAUGAACGUUGGCUACGGCCUUGAAAUUCCAGUACAAUCAGUCGCUGAAGAUAGCAGCACCACUGUUACUGGCUCUGAAUCGGUAUUUGGCACAACUCGUUCUGUUGAUAAAGUAGAAAGUACCGAUUACAACAGUGAAAAUGCUCUGGAAAACUGCAUGUGGCCAAAUGCAUUACAGUAUUCCUUACUGCAAACUGUGGUCGAGGCCUGCCAAAAGAAGAAGAACUGCAAGUUUCACGGAUCCCUGCAGUUCUACGGUCAGGGCGCCAGCGGUGUGGGCGAUUCAUCUGGAACAAGCAGUUAUUACAGUAGCACGGCCAGCUCCAAUGCAAUAAACAGCGACCCGUGUCCCAAGCGCAGGAAAAUUGUCGAAGUCGCCUACAAAUGUCGCCCAUAUGAGUUCCGGAGUAAAGUUGCGUGCCACAAUGACGUAGCUCAACUGGAGUGCAAUCCGUACUCCCGGAUAGCCGUAUAUAGUGCCAGUUUUGGAAGAACAGAGUACGAGAGCAUUCAGUGCCCCCAGCCGCAAGGAGUUCGCGAAGAAACGUGUCUCGCCUCAUAUGCCACGGAGACCGUGAUGAAAAUUUGCCAUGGAAGACGGCGAUGCAACCUGGCGGCAGACGCGAACACAUUUGGAAGCCCUUGCCAACCCAACUCUCGAAUGUACUUAAAGGUUGUUUAUACAUGCGUGCCAAAACAAGUUCUUAAAGAUAGCAAGGAGUCGGAAGUAGAGCCUGACGAAGCUGAGGACUUAGACGGCGAUAUGAAUGAUCUAUACGACGAUGAGCUGAUCUACAAGGAGUCAGAAGCUAUUCCUAAGCUAUACAGCAAUACAACAACGGCAAGACGCGGUAAUGGCACCAGCUCAGCCGGGUCGGGGUCCAGUGCUAACGUGUCGAGCAACCAGACCAUAAUGAACAGAUCCCAGGUUAUAGAUGGCGAUAAAAGUGGCGUGAAUCCUGUGAUGACACACAGUGCUGACCAGAGUCUGGAAGAGGACCAGGAACGUUUAUAUUUGUAUCUUAUUGUCUUGGGCUCACUGGGAGUGCUUUUCUCUAUAAUCAUUUUCGCAACUAAGCUAGUGCUUCAAAAGCGCGAUCUUACUACUGAUGCGCACUUAAGCUCCUUGGCCAAAGGAAGGGAUAGAGCAAUUGAGGAGACAAUUAUCCAGAGCGGUUUAAACGAUACAAUCUCAGAAAUAGACGCCGACAUUGACAUUAAAACUCCACUGCCCUUACCCAGUGUGUUUAAAAAUGAGAACUACCUGACGUACGCUCCAGCUAGUAGCCUUUACGCUGGUUUGUCCCCCAACCAGUUACCUCCGGUGAGUUGCCCAGGACCUGGCGCCGAGCUUAUGCCAAAUUCAGUUUUAAUGGCGGGUCGUCAGUCACCUGACCUCAUCGGUGUAGCGCAGGGACCUUUUGUCACCACGAGUGUUGGCAGUGCAGGCGGUCAGGGUCCAGUAGCGGGCAUUCUGACCUCAGCUAUUGUGAUUGGAACUAGCGCCCCCAGUAACAGUCCAAUAAGUCCAAUGGUACCCAUUACCUCGCUGGACCCGUAUACGAGUGCGCCUUCAAUCAGUGGUGGGUAUAUCAUUAACCCCGACAGCAUAAGUGUGCAUCAACGGCAGAAGAGCACCCCAACACCGGCGUCCUUGUUGACUAGAAGCUCGCCAGCGCACCAACCGCAACCGCCGCUAGUGAAUGUCAGUUCACAAAAUAAUGUGUCCAUACCUGGUCAGGGCACAUCGACAUUGCGACGGGCAAAGCCAAGUAUUUUGCAGCCGCAUCUUUCAUAUGACGGCACCGCCCCACGCACUCUCUCAACCGGCGUGGCCGUUGGCUCACAGUUCUACUACGGAUGACAAAGUACAUUGGACUGCGAUCCCCAUGUGUACACCACAGCUUUGGGUGUGGAAAUACGCGUGGCUCCCUCAAUUGUGGCAGAUCGUUCAAGCGCAAUUGAAAACUUUGCCGCAUCUUAGCCAUUGACUUCGGCAAUGCCAAACUCCUCAAGAUUAUUGGAAAAUUUCAAAUGAGGCGUAAGGGACAAUUCGAAGAAAAUUUCUGCUGGCGUUUUCAGCUAUAAGCUAAUCCUAGAUCCAAAGUGAAGAUGGCUGUUAUCUAAUUACUGCCCCUAGAUUGGUACAGAUGCAGUUUUAAACAUGGAAAAACACCGGAAAAUGAAGAAAGCUAAUAAGUUAAUUCAAUUUCCACAUUCUCUAAAAAACUUUUAAGACAAUGUCGAUGGCUCUAAAAACGGAAUAUAUUUUGACAAAAUGUUCAGGUUGUUUUCGAAAAGUAUUACUUAUACUCGCGAUAGAAAGAAUCAAUUAACCGGAAAAGGUUUGCACUGAUUAAGCAAAAGCGAUUUGUGGGCACGUAGUCACAAUUGCUCAGUCCAAUUUAUACAAGGCACUACUGGCCUCAUCCCGAGCACGGCUUGGCAAAAAGCAAAUGCAUUGUGCACACGAUCCAAAUUUUGGGGCACUUAACAAAAUUCAUAACAAAGCGUGUUGUUAAAUUAAGAUUUUCUAUGAUCUUUGAUUUUAUAUCAUUUUCACAUAAAUCUAUAAAAUUUGUUAUUUAGCUAUGCUUGGUCGGAGGUUUUCUUCAAACUGUCAAGUGCCUUCCUAAUUAGUACUUAAGAGUGUAGUUUUCGUUUACUUAAAAUUGAAAGUCAUCGGAGGGGACGGUGUAGAAGUUAGAUAAAAGAAGGCAACCCAAUAGAUAUAAAAUUAGUGUAUUAAAAAUUGUAAAUAAGUAGCUUUGUGGAUAUAAUAUUCGAUUGUUGGAAUUUUGAUAAAAUAACUUCCUGGCAUUAGAAAGGGUAAGGUGCAGAGUAGGGAAAGAUGACGAACUGGCCAAAUCUCACAUGUGACGUUACGUAAAUAUUACAUACAAUUGUAGUCGAUUUCUCGUAUCGUUCUGACUAUGUAAUUACACUAAUAUUAUUAAGUUCGUGAGAUGUUUUUAACCAUAGAGGAUGAGCAAAAAUUAAAAAACCAAUUUAUAAGUGUUUCAGCAUUGCCAGAGUAAAGAGAUUUGGAAAACCAAGUGAAACAAAUACACUGGUCGGCAUUUUUUUUUAUUU